UUCUUCGCGGCGCGUGCGCACAUUGUCGACACCUGGAAGUCGCUGUGGAGCAUUAAAAGAAGUCGCGGCUUCAUUCACUCGUCAUCACAGUGGUGUUCGCCGAUUGUGCUUAUUGCGAUAUGGCGGAGGAGGUGGAUGUUGUGGGUCUGGAAGGCGGCGACGAAGCCGGUCUGAUCGUAAGUGACAACGGAGCCAGUGGUUUCCUGCAUGAUCACUACCUGCAGUCCGCAUGGAGAGCCAACAGUGAAUUCCUCCCGUGGAUGCUGGACAGCUCAAUCAGUGAGGAGAACAAGGCCGUCAUUGAGAACAUGCUGCUUGAAGAAGAAUAUUACCUAACAGGCAGGGGCCUUCCACAAAACAUAAGGCUCCAGGAGAGGAAAGGAGGCGAUAAAGUCAAAAGGUCUCCAGUUAAACCCACCAAUCUUCCUGUGCGCUGGUCUCAAGAGGAAAAGGAGCUUUUUGAAACUGGGCUGACGCAGUUUGGCCGUCGAUGGACCAAGAUCGCUAAGCUGAUUGGAAGCCGAACGGUCCUGCAGGUCAAGAGCUACGCCCGGCAGUACUUCCGAAACAAGGCUAAAUCGGCUUUAAUACCCAAACAGAACAGUAGCUUGGAGGUCCCCCAAGAUGUUGAGAGAGAACUGCCAGACACGCAGCUGAACAUGGUCCGGAUUGAGAGGCUGUCGGAUGAUGAAGAAGUUGACAUCACGGAUGACAGUGAUGGAGAUGGUAGCCAGCAAGCCGCUAAAGUUAAUGACGCCAGUUUGAAGAUGGCCGAUGCAGUCGGCCAGAAGGAUGGAAAGGAGUCCCAGCUACUGAAAGGUCUGAGCUCUUCAUCUGGAGAAGCUGAAUGUCCUGACUUCAGUCCACCAUGCGUCGAAGAGAAGUCUGCAGUAGAGGAGCCUGCUGCGGAGCCUGGCUUUGACUGUCUGUCCAUCAUCACCACCACCACCAGUGGGCAUCUGGAAUAUAAGGUGCACCCAGCACCAAGUCCUGUGAGGAUGGAAAAUGAGCAGACGUGCAAGACUGAAGAAGCAGAUAACAAUCUUGGGAGCGAGUCAGAUGAAGGCGCUGAACAUCAACCUUUUGAUGAGACCCUAGAGGAAGAGGAGAUUCUCAAGCCUCCCGAGAAAGAAAUUGAAAUGGAUCCGGAAACCAUCACCGAAGAAGAGAAGCAGGCAAUUCCUGAGUUUUUUGAGGGACGGCCCUCCAAAACGCCAGAGCGUUACCUCAGAAUCCGGAAUUACAUCCUGGAGCAAUGGAAAAAAUGUCACCCUAAAUACCUCAAUAAAACGUCCGUGAGGCCAGGCCUGAAGAACUGUGGGGACGUCAACUGUAUCGGACGGAUCCACACCUAUUUGGAGCUCAUAGGAGCCAUCAACUUUGGAUGUGAACAAGCCGUGUAUAACCGGCCAAGAAUUGUGGACAAAGUGCGCUUCAGAGAAGGUGGGGACACCCUGGAGGCUUUCCAGCUGGCUCAGCGGUUGCAGUCCAUGCGCACAAGAAAGCGGCGUGUCCGAGACGUGUGGGGCAACUGGUGUGACGCCAAGGACCUGGAAGGACAGACGUUUGAGCAUCUUACAGCUGAAGAACUGGCAAAGAGAAGAGAAGAGGAGCCCAAAAGGUUUCCCAGGCCUCCCAAACAUGCACGCCAAGCCAAAAACUCUUUCGACCCUUUCCAGUUAAUUCCCUGUCAGUCGUUUGGUGAAGAGACCCAGGAGCCCUUCCAGGUUCUUGUUGCACCAGAGGCUCUUGUGGUGAUGGACAUGCAUUCACAUGUGUCCAUGGGAGAGGUAAUUGGACUCCUUGGAGGCAAAUACUCCGAAUCAGAAAGGAUUUUGAAGAUCAAUGCGGCUGAGCCCUGCCAUAGCCUCAGCACCGGCCUGCAGUGUGAAAUGGAUCCCGUCUCUCAAACCCAGGCAUCGGAGGCACUCGAAAGACGAGGCUACAGCGUCGUUGGUUGGUACCAUUCCCACCCAGCCUUUGAUCCCAACCCUUCCUUGAGAGAUAUCGACACUCAGGCAAAGUUUCAGACGUACUUCACCCGAGGAGGAGCGCAGUUCAUUGGAAUGAUCAUCAGUCCGUAUAAUCCCACAAAUGUCUCGCCUCAUUCUCAGGUGACCUGCCUGAUUGUCAGCGAGGAGCUCAGCCCCACCGCAUCUCAUCGUCUUCCAUUUAAGUUUGAAGUUCAGCCUGCUGCAGCUGAGCCCAACUGGUCUGAGGUUUUGAAGAAGGCGCAGUGGAUCACUGAAAAUUACUCGCUGGCCCAGGGAAGUGUGCCAAUGGAUCGAAUCUUCCAUAAAGCGUCUGACAUGACCUGCUUGGAAAAGAUGCUGAUGUCCAUGAGGAAGUCGCUGGACCCUCUGCUGGAUGUGAAUCUCACGGGGGCCUACUUGGCUCAGAUUGAAAUGCUCUUCAAGUCGUGCUUCACAGCUGAAGGUGACAGUGGGGCUAAAGCAGGCGAGCCUGGCUGUCCAUUGCAGGAGUAGCGGGCUUCUUGACUGUAAAAUACCUUUAUCUUUAUUUAUUUUAUUAUUCUUGUGUUCAGCUGUCUCUAUAUGUACUGUAUAUGGUGUCAUUUGUAAAUUACACUUACCAAUAAAAACCACACAUCGCCUGUCACAGCCCUCUGUAGGCUUCAUUGGGUAACAGUUGUGGUGCCCCCCUCACUGCACUAAUGAAGCUGGUUGAUGGGCCGCCCCCAUACCCAUAAUGCCU
This is a messenger RNA of Erpetoichthys calabaricus (reedfish), 2715 nucleotides long. It is a transcript of the gene mysm1, whose product is annotated as Myb-like, SWIRM and MPN domains 1. Gene Ontology annotation, molecular function: polyubiquitin modification-dependent protein binding; metallopeptidase activity. The record is from RefSeq and is a predicted model, not a curated record. The transcript is spliced from 20 exons. Bases 120 to 2486 code for a protein of 788 amino acids. Gene Ontology annotation, cellular component: BRISC complex; BRCA1-A complex. Gene Ontology annotation, biological process: double-strand break repair. NCBI's taxonomy places the organism in Eukaryota, Metazoa, Chordata, Cladistia, Polypteriformes, Polypteridae.